UUAGCGAUGACCAAGAUGGAUUCACAAUUUCCGCUCUACCUAAGACAUCCCAAGCGACUGGAGAAUCUCUCAUAGCUCAUAAGGGAGAGACCAAUGCCACUCUCUUCAUUCAUCCCCAAACACCACACUAUGGGUAUACGACGUCUUCUACACUGUUCGCUCCUUGUGGGAGCUACACUGGCGGAUCCCCGUCUCCAUCGACGACAGGAUGGCCCAGUCGACCCCGGCACAGCGGCCGAUUGCACCUGGUACGACACGGCCCUCGACCCGGCCUACACCUGUGAACGGUUUGAGCUCUACUGGGGAUUGUCCCAUGGAGACUUUGUGUCCUACAACCCCUCCGUUCUCGACGACUGCACCGGUAUCAAGAUAGGCAAUUCCUACUGUAUCGAAGUCAACAACGGCCAGCCCCGACCAACCACAACGACACCGACUCCAACCAUCACGGCAGCCCCCAAGCCAUCACCCACCCAGGACGGCCUAAUCGACACCUGCACGACCUUCUACAUGGCCGUCGCCGACGACACCUGCGACAAGAUUGUCGCCCAGUACGGUACCUUCACGGUAGCCGACUUCAUCGCGUGGAAUCCGGCCGUCGGGCCGGAUUGCAGCGCCGUCUGGGCCGAGUCCUACUACUGCGUCGGGGUUCCCGACACGCCUACGGGUAACCCGCCGACGGAUGCGCUGCCGCCGCCCCCGAUCUGGCUGAACCAAUGCGCCGACCCCGACGCAUCCCGGCGCUGUCUGCGCCGCUUGCAAUAG
Aspergillus campestris IBT 28561 is the source of this 762-nucleotide messenger RNA. RefSeq names its product LysM peptidoglycan-binding domain-containing protein. The record is from RefSeq and is a predicted model, not a curated record. Lineage: Eukaryota; Fungi; Ascomycota; Eurotiomycetes; Eurotiales; Aspergillaceae. The coding region runs from base 94 to 762 and encodes 222 amino acids. The transcript has 3 exons.